AGAGCGAGCCAGCUGUCGUUCUCUCAGCGCUGGCUCUUUUCUCCCUCUCCCUGCCUCCCUUGUUCUCUACUACUGGCCUCAUCACCACAUGGGACUCCAGACCUGGCCACCAAGCAAACCAUCACUUUCCCCUAUGGCAUGCCUUGACGUGGAGACCCCUUCCAUCUGCAGGGGUAAAUUCAAAUCAGUCCUGCAGCUCUGUCUGCAGCAGCGCAGAACUCGAGAGCAACUUGUGGAGCAAGGUAUUAUGCCGCCCCUAAAAACACCUGCUGCCUUUCAUGAGCAGAUUCGCAGCCUGGAGAGAGCCAAAACUGGGAACUUCUUGAAGCACAAACUCUGCAGCCGACCUAGGCGUUCUGAACUGGUCCGUAUGCACAUACUACAAGAGACUCAGGCAGAGCCCUCCCUGCAGGCCACACAGAUGAAACUGAAGCGGGCCAGACUGGCUGAUGAUCUCAAUGAGAAGAUCGCCCAGAGGCCUGGACCCAUGGAACUGGUGGAGAAGAACAUCCUGCCUGUGGAAACUGAUGUUGAGGAGGUUAACAAUGGUGGUAGCAAGGCAGAUCACUCCAAGACACCUGACACCUCAGACGUGUACAGCUUUGAGGACAGCAGCGAUGCGUUAUCACCACAACUUCCUGCAAGCCAACACUCUCCCAGCUCCACCUCAGCUUCACCGCGGGAGUCUGAAGGGACUGAGACUGCUCUUACCUUGUCCAAUUUUAAAACUCACAUGCAGCGCUCCCCACCACCCAGCUCGCAGCCUGCAUCUGAUUUAAACAGCCCUGUACCCACCAGUGAGCAACAGAGCAACCUACAAGCAGCUCAGCCUCAACCUGCCACUACUGUUGUCCCCUGUGUUACACCAGGGUCAGUUCUAGUGAAGCAAAGCUUGGCUAAGCCUCCUGCCGAAAAAAGCCGCGGCAAAAAGAGCAAAGAGCUCAAGCCACGAGUAAAAAAGUUGAAGUACCAUCAGUAUAUUCCCCCAGAUCAGAAGCAAGAGCUUAAUGAAGUGCCAAUGGACUCUGCUUACGCCCGCCUCCUGCAGCAACAGCAGCAGUUCCUGCAGCUCCAGAUCCUAAGCCAACAGAAGCAGCAACGGCAGCAAUACAACUACCAGGCCUCUAAGCUCAACAGACCAACAACUGAGGUACAAACCAGCUGCUCCAGUGUUGCUUUGAGUGGAAAUGCUGCGUCUGCUCCUUUGCAGCUCCACCACAUGAACCGCAAGCCGGAUCAUUUACCAGCUAAUCUGGACGAGAUGAAGGUUGCGGAGCUGAAAAUGGAACUAAAAUGCAGAUCUUUGCCUGUUUCUGGGACCAAGACAGAGCUGAUAGAGAGGCUAAGGAUGUAUCAGGAGAACUCUAACAUCCAGAAUGUUGCUCCCAUCGAGGCAGCAGUCUCACAAUCAGAAAAUCCAAAGUUAACGCCGCCCGUGUCCCCUAUUGCUUCCAAAGUGUCCAAACUGGGCAUAGAAGAUAGUUGUAUGGCCGACAGUCCGACAAAACUGCUUUCAGAUACUCCAACCCAUUCUGCUCCCUGCAUGAGCUCCCCACAGAGAGCACCACAUGAGGAGUGUCCCACUGAGUCCCACGAGCAGGACUCUGAAAAGGACAAACGUCUACAUGAAAAGGAGCGUCAGAUUGAGGAACUAAUGAGGAAGCUGGAGCAGGAGCAGAGGCUGGUGGAGGAACUGAAGAUGCAACUGGAGGUAGAGAAAAGGAGUCAGCAGGGAGACUCGCCAUCUCAACUAAGUCCUCUGCUUCCCAUAAAGGUCAAAGAGGAACGCAGGACUCCAUCAAACUGCACAGUGUCCUGCAGUUCUCCUGGCCUGCCAGUGUUGGUCAAACAGGAGGAGUGUACAAAUCAGAGCCACAUAACCAGUCCAAAUCAAUUCAUCCUCGGUCACCAGACCAUCAAACAGCCUGAAUCCCGUCAGCCUUUGCAGGUCGGAGCUCAGAUCCUCCUGCCCGCAUCCCUUCCUGCCUCAGCAGCCACUAUCCAGCUCCCUACCAAAGGCAUCACAUUACACACAGGCCUCAUCCAGGCCUCUGGACAGGUGCCACUGAAAACAGAGGCCUCAGCAGCAAUACAUCAGCAAUGCGGCACUCAAACCCAGCCACUGGCAAGGACAUGGAGGAUUGAUACCACAACACAAAACUUACUCAAUACAUUCCCAGUGAGUGGAUGCACUGCAGGAGCUUCCUCAGGCCAGCCUGUUUCCAAAGGACCAACAAAUAAGGUGGAGCCUCCCUGUUCCAGCCAGUCCCCAAAAAGUUCGAUCUUGCGGCAGCAAAAAUUCACAAACCAUGUGUCAAAGUGCAAAGACCCACCCCGCUAUGAGGAUGCAGUUAAACAAACACGAAGCAUGUUAACAGCUGCUCAGGGUCCCACUCCAGCUAGCCAGCAGAUGGAUGACCUGUUUGACGUGUUGCUCGAGAGUGGUGAGAUCUCCCCCUACAUUACACAGGAUCCUCCCAGCUUGGAUAAGCCUCUUGUGGUGACAGCUAGUGUUACCACCCUUCCCAUCAACACAGCUUUAUCCCGCCCUCCACCCUUAGUCCAGGUAGCCAAGCCUCCUGCCUGCAUGACCUCUGACUGCCAGCUGGAUACCCUCCUGGAAGGCACACUCCUCCCUGACACUCAACCACAAAAACUGAAGCUAAUGGAGGAGCUGCAUUCACCUGGGGAUACCAUGGAAGUGGAUUUUAAUGACAGCAACCCCCCAUCUGCUCUGAACAUGGACAACAUGGAUUGGCUUGAUCUCACUCUCUCUGUGCCAACAGAGGAGGGUCAACCUUUGGAUGUGUCAGUGCCAGUAAGCGUCUUCUCAUCUGACUUCCUGGACUCUAAUGAACUGCACUUGAACUGGGACUGAGUGCUGUCAACAUGGAUUCUUUUUUUUUUUUUUUUACACUGUGAGAGAAGACUGCUUUUGUUUCCAUGAGACAAUAAGAGCUGUUUGGACGCUUUAGCAGCUCUGUUCUGCUUUUCAGACGAUAAAUCAGCUCUGUAAUAAUCUAAUCAUGCAGCAUCACUUCAGAAGUUGGUGAAUUGCUUCCUUUGAGGUCUCGAAAUCCUCCGGUUGCAUUGGGAGACCGAUAAAAUUAGAGUGAUACUGGCAGUUUGAGCUUAAAGUGGAAGUAGCUUUUAAGAUUUCCAUCUCAAGUCCAGCCGCUGAUUUGUUAUCAGUCUGUUCUCAUGUUACUGAUUCCUCUUAGUCCUCCGAUCUCAGUGAAUGCAGAGCUUUGCAGUCAGACUGGUGUGAGCAGAACAAGCAGGUAAAUGUCCCAAAUCCUGGCUACAGCGCUAAAGGGCAAGCAGCAACCGUAGCUGCGGGCCGUUGUAUAGUUUACUCCACCCUGUCUUGGAAUGAUUAUCACUAUCAAAACAGAUUGCCAGCACACAACCGCUGCACAGUCCUUGUGUGUAUGUGAACUGUGAAGUAUAACUCAGAUGUUUAAUUUGAACUGGGAGUGUGAAUAUGAUUAAAUUAGAAAAGCUGCUCUAACUAAACCAGGCUGAGUAUUUAUUACCAAAAACAUAAAAUAAAACAAAACAAGUUUUCCUUUCUUUCCACUUUUGCACUUUGCAAAUCAGAUCAAAGAGUGAAGACAAAUCUGUUAAUUAUCUCACUGUACAUCUGUACACCAUUUCCAAAAACACACAAGACAAAUGUGAACUUUAAAAAAGGGAGAGAGAUGGAGGAAGAGAGAGAGAUGGUGAUGGGCAAUGGACUGAUUCCUCAAGGCUGAAGAUGUUUAAUUUUUUAUUUUGGUCAUUUGUUAAGUACACAGCAUGCAAACACUACCAAAAAAAUAAAUAUAACAGUAGUAUGAUCCAGUCCAUCAAUACUCAAAUAACCAUCAGCAUUAAAAGUCAGGUUGUACUUCAGUGACAUCUGCUGGCCACAUCUGAUUUGAGUCCGCUUCAUACAAACAAAGGGAAGAUGUUCUGUAUUUUGGUUUCUGUUGCUAAGGCUGAUAGAAACUAUUAUAUCCUGGCAGUGCAACAUGUGUAAUGAUGUUUAAUUUUGUUAAAUUAUUAAGGAUUCACGGUCUCCUUCUGAAAUGCUGCAGAGUUGUUAUGAAAACUGCUUAAAUUAUGUUUCUUUUUUUUUUUUCCUCUUUUUCCUUUCUCCUCCUUAGUGCCUCAUUUGACUAUCCAAGUGUCUUCCCUUUAAAAGGGGUUAUGUGCUGGAAAGACAACUGUUUAGUCUUUACUACACUAGUAUAACUCAACAUAGAAAAUGUUACAUUUGUACGUUUUACACAUAAUGUAUUUAUGUUGGCUUUUUAUACAAAUAUUAACAGUUGUUUUUGUAAAUACAGAGAUUCUUUGGGAUUUUAGAAUCUGGCUAUGAGCUUUAGCAAUUUUACUGCUUGUCAUUAAACAUUUAC
Molecule: messenger RNA, 4400 nt
Organism: Archocentrus centrarchus (flier cichlid)
Lineage: Eukaryota; Metazoa; Chordata; Actinopteri; Cichliformes; Cichlidae
Gene: mrtfbb
Product: myocardin related transcription factor Bb
Exons: 14
Coding region: 89-2878 (929 amino acids)
Biological process (GO): positive regulation of transcription by RNA polymerase II; smooth muscle cell differentiation
Cellular component (GO): nucleus
Molecular function (GO): transcription coactivator activity
Source: RefSeq, a predicted model, not a curated record